AUGCGGAUACGGUUGGUAGAGCGCAUUGCCCAGUAUGCGCACAGCCUGAACCGAUACCCUAUAGGAGGAAACAGCAAGCCUCCUAGUACUAUUGGCGUAAGAAAUGCCUUUUUCUCUGAAGUUGCCAUUGGGAUCUCGGCCAACACAGUCCUCCUCCUUUUCCACAUCGAGCACAGGCCCAAGCCCACCGACCCGACCAUCGCUCAUCUGGCUGGGACCCACACGGUGAUGCUCAUCACUGUGGGUUACAUGGCCAUGGGUAUUUUUGGGUCUCCUAGUCUCUGGAACGACUUCAACUGUAAGUCACUUAUCUACUUGUAUAAGCUGAUGAGGGGCCUCUCCAUUUGCACCACGUGCUGGCUGAGCGUGCUCCAGCCCGUCAUCCUUAGCCCCAGAAGCUCCUAUCUGGCAAAGUUCAAAUGUAAAUCCUCACGAUCUAACCUGGCUUCCUUUCUCUGCUUAUGAGUCUACAAUAUGGCCAUUAGCAGUCGCUUCUUACUGUCCACUGUUGCCACCCCUAAUGUGACCUCUGGCCAUCUUCUGCUUGUCACUGUAUCCUGCUCUCUUUGGCCCCAAAACUACUUCCUCAGGCAGAUAUUUUUCACACUGGUGGCCUUCCAGGACGUCACCUUCUUGGGGCUCAUGGCUUUCUCGAGUGGCUACAUGGUGCUGCUCCUGUGGAGGCAUAAGAGGCAGUCGACCUUGCAUUCUAACAGCACCAAACGUUCUUCAAAAGCUUCCCCCGAAAAGAGGGCCAUGCAGAACAUCCUGUUGCUGGUGGGGCUCUUUGUGGCCAUGUACUGUGUGGACUGUGCUGUCUCCUCCCCCAGGACGGUGUGGUACAGUGAGCCUGUCCGUCUGUAUGUCCAGAUUCUUAUGGCCAAUGGCUAUGCCACCAUCAGUCCUCUGCUGCUAAUCAGCACCAAAAAUCGAAUGAUCACUUUCUUUAAAUCAUGUUGGGAAGGAAAGUAA
Molecule: messenger RNA, 972 nt
Organism: Manis javanica (Malayan pangolin)
Lineage: Eukaryota; Metazoa; Chordata; Mammalia; Pholidota; Manidae
Product: vomeronasal type-1 receptor 90-like
Biological process (GO): G protein-coupled receptor signaling pathway
Cellular component (GO): membrane
Molecular function (GO): pheromone receptor activity
Source: RefSeq, a predicted model, not a curated record